AGAUGGACGGGAGAGUCCGCGCAUGCGCGUGCCCACCUUUGCCAGUUCCUAGUAGUCCAAGUAGGAGAGCGGGAACGAGGAUCGAGGAUUUCCUGGAACAGCAACUGAGCCCCGUGGAGAAACCGCGGCCCAAGCAGCUUCCAUGUGCAGCCCAAAGAUCAGGGAUGUUUGCUAGCUGUCCAGGCUACAAACCACAGGAGAAAGAUUAAAGGCAGACUGCUCUGGAUGUCCAGAUGUGCCACAGCCAGGACUGGAAAUAGCUGUCUAUCUUGCCCCUCGUCUCCUAUAAAAUUCUGAAGUGGAGAUUUGGGUCCAUGACAAUGAAUGGGUAGCGCCCCAAUAUUCUUGGGGCCCACCCUGAACUCAUGACCAAUGGCUACAGAGAAGGUCUAAGUGAAUUCUUUCACAUCUGAACCAGCUCUCCCAACUCCAACCUCAACAAACUGGGCUUUCUUUCUUAGAGCAAGCUAUCAUCCUCAUAAUUUGGCAGUGAUAAUCCACAGAUCCAAAGGACUUAUAUGAAACACACCACCUGCCUCCUGCCGGAGAAGUGUUGGACAUAAGAUGCAGAAUGAGAUUUAUAUUUCUGGACAUGGCUAAUAGGGCCAAGCCUCCUAAAGAGCAACAUGCUGAGAAACAUCUCCGUAAAAUUAGACAAAAUGCUUUUAAGAAAGAUGCCAUUGAAGCUUCCAUUAAAGAGAAUGAAAGGUUUCAUUUGGGUGUUCAGUGGGAUAUGCACAUUGACCGAAGUUUUAUGAACAAACUUGUGCAGAGAAAAGUGGAAGAUGCAAUGCAAGGAUUUUUGAUAAAUACUGAAGAAAGAAGAAAGAGGCUUCGGGAACUCCUGGAAGCUGAAGAAAAUCAGUAUUUGACUGAAAUUGAAGCAAAGGAAAACACAGCAAAGAUCAGACAAGAUGAGAUGAGGGAGAAAGUUCGAGUAUUAAGAGAAGCAAGAGAAAAAGAAAGACAAGAUUUUGUUGCUAAAAAAAGAGACCAGCAAUUCAGGGAACACUGUGAUGAUCUCCGUAACCACCUGGUCCAAGUCCAUGAGAAGAAGGUGUGUGAAGAGCGAGCUGCACAGGUCGCUUUUAAUGAGGAACUGAGAAAACAGAAAAUGAUAGAAGAAAAACUGUUCAUUGAGCUUUGGGAACAUGACAGAUUAGCAAAGGAAAAGAGAGCAGCUGAUGAAGCCGCUGAAAAAGCAAAGAGAGAUGAGCAGACACUCUUAUGUCUCAAUGCCCAGAUGGCCACUCUUAACGCUCAAAAACAAGAGGCCAAGCGUCUAAAGGAAGAAGAAGGUCUCUUAGUGGAAAAGAGAACAGCUCAGCUGAAACGAGAUAAAGAAAAAGAGAGGCUGGAGAAGCAGCAGAAAAUGCAUCAGACCAGGGACAAUCUGGAGAAAGCCCUCCAAGACAGGAAUGAUCGCCUCGCUCAGGAAAGAGCCAAGGAACUUUACUUGGAAAACAAGCUUUUGGAAAUUGCUCGUCAAGAAACACGAGAUGAGAAUGAAGAACUAAGGCAAAAGAAAGAAGACACUGAGAGGGAGGUAAAGCUAUAUCAGGCAUAUCUGAAUCAGUGCUGGGAAGCUGAGAGACUUCACGAAGAUGAGGCAGACAGAAUCAUAGCAGCUGAGUCAGCAAAAAUAAAAGCCAAGAAGGACGCGCAGCUGAUGCUUGAAAAGGAUGCAAGAAAACGACUAAUGGAUGAUGUCUUGGCUACCAGACAACUACAAGUUAUAGAAAAAAUGGAAAGAGAAGCAAAAGAAAAAGUUCUUGAUCAGGAAUUAAUAAUGAAAGGUCUUGAAGAACUUAACUGUGAAGAUGCAGAAAAUUAUGCAAGAAAAUGCAGGGAAACCCUGGAAUACAGGAAGCAACUGCAAGCUCAAAUUGAACACCAGCAUCAGAUUCGAGAGGCAGAAAAAGAAGCAGAAAAGAAAGAGUAUGAAGCAGGGCUGAUGGCAAAGAAAGAGCUCAAUGAAAGAAUUCAGGAAGUACUUGCAAAGUAUGAAGCAGACCAAGAAUACAUCCAUCCCUUUCGAAGAACUAUUCCAAAAGCAUACCCAUUUCCAUGAUAGUAUGUUUAGUAUCAAUUAAGAUACAGAUUAACUCCUCUAAUGCUCAAAUAUAAUUUAUUUUCAAAUUCUUACUAACUCAUUAAUAAACUAUCCUUUCUUCUUGA
Molecule: messenger RNA, 2178 nt
Organism: Phascolarctos cinereus (koala)
Lineage: Eukaryota; Metazoa; Chordata; Mammalia; Diprotodontia; Phascolarctidae
Source: RefSeq, a predicted model, not a curated record